AUGGAAGACAACCCAGCAAGCUCGAGCUUGUCCCAGAGGUUAACAGAGCUUCACGACGAUAUUGCAGUAGACGAAUAUUAUAUUCGCAAAUGUAUGGAAGAUAAUUAUGGCCUAGAAUUCUGGCUCAAAGCAGGAGGAUUAUAUAGUAUUGGUCCAAAUGGUAGACUCAUGGGAAAAGGUUUCUAUGACUACCAAAACACCCUCGAUGAGAGAUGCCAAGCAUUUAUCGCUAAAGCGUUGGAUGAAUCUAAGAAGAAAAAGACGAUGAUAACGAAAGCAUUCAUCGCAGUAGUGAUGAGUGCCUGCGUUUCUAUCACGAUCCUAAGGCCGAUCAUGAAGUUCCUCCUUGGCGAGCAUCGUUUAGGAACACCUGAUGAUGGCCUCCUGCGACUGUUACCCGUAACUAUGUGGACACCAUUCAACAAAGAUUCCUGGUACGUCAUGCUGAUGUUUUUCCUCGGCGAAGAAAUAAUAUCUUACGUGACCCCAGGAAUAGUUUUCAGCUUCAUGCUCCUCAUCCUCUGUACCUGCGAAGACGUAGGAACUCAGCUCGUCAUCCUCGGACGCACCCUCAAGUCUGUAGUGCGAAGAGCGGAGGGGCUCGACAUGCCGAAGGAGGAAGCUCUGAAGUUUGACGCUGACGAUCUGAAGCGGAAUUUGAGGUCCGGUCGAAGCAAGUCGAGGAAGAGCGGGCGGCCCAAAUCCAAGAUGGAUCUCCGGAUGCGGGCGAUGAACAGCCGCACCGGAUCCGCGAAGGGACAGGGGAAGAACAUGCCACCUGGAUCCAGGGGGAAGGCCAGGAAGAACUCGAUGACCAAGGAGCAGUUCACGUUGAACAAGGAAUCUUCUCCUGGUCCCGACUCGAAAAACCCCCCUUCUAAUGAAGAUUUAUAGAAAUAAUAUCUUCAUUUCACACAUGUCUUCAAAUUUUACCUAUUAAAAAUGAGUGUUUAUAAAUAUACUUAAAUUAUUUGAAUAUAUCAUAUUAAUUCUGUGCACUGUG
Nezara viridula (southern green stink bug) is the source of this 1003-nucleotide messenger RNA. The record is from the annotation of a GenBank genome assembly. Lineage: Eukaryota; Metazoa; Arthropoda; Insecta; Hemiptera; Pentatomidae.